This is a messenger RNA of Folsomia candida, 2616 nucleotides long. RefSeq lists its product as uncharacterized. The record is from RefSeq and is a predicted model, not a curated record. The coding region runs from base 493 to 2019 and encodes 508 amino acids. The transcript has 9 exons. Lineage: Eukaryota; Metazoa; Arthropoda; Collembola; Entomobryomorpha; Isotomidae.
GACCCCCCAGAGCAAAGAAAAUGCAAAAAUAUUAAGAGAAAAGUGCUCGGGGAAUUACCUCCAAUAAAUUGGCCUCUUUGAACACUGUGCUUCUGUCCUGGAUACUAAUUUAUUUGCAAUUCAACCAAGAUGAGAAAUUUAAAAAAAACACGCCUUGAGAUAGUAUUUUCCGUCAUACUUUUCUGCAUUACCUCAGUUACAAGUGGAGACGCACUUAAUCUGAGCACAAACGAUGGGGUUGAUUCAACGCUGUCAAUUUUGCAAAAAGCAAUAUCUUCGAGUUACGAAAUAUUUCAAGGUAGACAGCCCAGCUAUGCAUUGCAUAGAAAUUUUGGAGACAGGGUUCGAAUCUUUUUGAAUGUGAAUGAUACAAUGGACCUCCCCACAAUUGAGGUUUCGCCAUACUUUGAAAUCAGAUGUACUGUUAGCAGAUAAACUGAACUAUUUGGACCAACAACUAUAUGGGCGAGUAAAUUGCAUGGCUUAUCGGACAUGGUGGACGACUUCAACAUAAAGUUUAUCAACAAUGAAGGAUAUUUUAUUGCACAUUUAGCCAUCCAAAUUCCCACAUUUAAUGCCGCUGGGGAGUACAUGACGAACUUGACGCUUCUCCCCAAACAUUCGCGAACACCGGAAAUGUAUUUUCUAGGAAAUAGUUCUUACAACUCCUCCAUUUCGUUUCUGGAAUUUGGAUUAGAAGUUGAGGGCCGAGCUUCUGGCUUCGAAAAUAUCAUUAUUCGAAGUGUGAAUCUUUCUUUUGCCUACGAAAACUUUGAUACCCAAUUUUCAAAUCUCACAUUGCGAUCCGCUUCCCGCCCGCCGGGGUCAAAUUUUGAAUGGUUUCGGCAAAUUAAUACGUUUUCUGAAGUUCCUAAAUAUUUCAAGUGGAAUUGGGUGUUAUUUCACACUACUCUCGAUCUUCCAGCUGUAGCAAAUGAAAUUAGUCGAUGUCUAUUACAAAACGUUUUCAGCGAAUGCACGUUGAUGGAGCUAUUAGUUUCAGCGGAAUGCAUGAAACUUAAUAUUGAUGAGGAAUGUUUAAGGACUGACAUUCUCCACAUUUACUUUCCACACCAACCAGGAUCCAGCAAUAAGGAAUAUGGUCAAAGGGUCAGGCGAUCUUGUCCUGAUUAUACUUGCUGCACCAUUCCACCAGAGCAAAAUUUCCUGGUGUCAACUUCAAGCUUGAGGCCUUUGGUCCAGCAAGUUGCAGCCAACUUUGGAGAUUUGUUCUUAUCUGAUGAAGGAAUUUUUGGGCUACCAUCGAAAAAUAUUUCAUUGCGUAAAGCUCAUAACCGGGUGAGGGAAGUAGCCGUUAAUCCUGCGUUGAGUCUUCCAGACAUUGAAGUUCAAGUUAUGUGGACAGAUUUUUAUAGUUCCGUGUUCGGCGGAUUGUUCAGAACAUGGGGAUCUGAAGUGAGAGGACACCAGGAUGGGAGGGAAAAUAUAAGCACUGAAUUCUUAGAUGAAAAUGGCACUUUCGUAGCCGACUAUUACGUCGAAUUCCCAGUCAUUUACCUUAGCGGGAAUUAUGAGUCUGACCUAACGUUGUACGCGCGUGCCAACAGCCAAAUUGAUCGAGGAGAGUGGAGUUUGAUUGGAGCGGGUCAAUAUAAUUGGACUGUAAAAUCCGUCUGGAUCAACGUUCGGGUAUUCGGAAGGGCACCAAUGACUGAAAAAAUGUCAGUUUCAAACGUUGAUUUCAGCUUAGGUAUUGAACGUCUUCAGGAAAGGGAAGGUCUAAAAUUUACCGCCUUGCACAAUUUUAUCAUUACAUUUGGCGGAAAUUUAACGACUGAUAAACAUCCAACCUAUUGGAGAGAAGUGAUCAAUCAUUGCGAUAUUGAGGAUUUCAUAUUCCACGAUAAGGAUAAUGAACUAAACGUCGCGUUCCCAGAAGUUGUAGGAAAACAGUUGCUUUGGACUACGCAGUUGGUAACUGCAAUAUCUUGGACCUACUGGUCUCGCGGGACUGUCUUCGAGUUGACCGAAACGACAAUUGUUUCAGCGACUACGUGAUCACAGUUCGACAGCCAACAACGUGGAGCACGGCAAUGACGAGCGAGCCUGAGACCGAAUUUACCGAAGAUGAAACACCGACCAUAACCACACAUCUUGCAACAUCAACCACUGUGGCUUCUACGACUUCUACAACAGAAGCGCCCGAUAUCCCGGACAACGUAGAUCUUCUUCUGAACCAAACCCAAAUUUUAUUAGAUCAAGCUCAAUUUCUUAUAAAGAUAGUACAGGCACGAAUUUGAUGCUGCAUUUGAAAUCUGAGAUAAAUAUUGCAAUCAUUUGUUAGAGACGUUCGAAAGUGAUUGCGUGGGCAUAUAGAUUGACACAUAGACAUGGAACUCACACCAUCUGUUAGGAAAUGAUAAAGAAAAUCAGCUAAAUCCUUAAUAAUAGCGCUUUAAAUUCUAACUUUCCCUAUAUAAGUAGAUCAGAUUUGCAUACAUAAAUAUAGCCUUAGAGACUGAAUACAAGUACUUGCUUAAUAUCUGCAUAAGUACAUAUGUAUGUAAGUACGCUUUACAUUUACAACACAAUUGACGUCGAAAUUUCAUACUGUAUGUUUGGAUUUAAACAGAAAAUAAACAAAUUUAAUUCCAA